Cephus cinctus (wheat stem sawfly) is the source of this 2299-nucleotide messenger RNA. RefSeq names its product odorant receptor coreceptor. The coding region runs from base 268 to 1626 and encodes 452 amino acids. The record is from RefSeq and is a predicted model, not a curated record. The transcript has 7 exons. Gene Ontology annotation, cellular component: plasma membrane. Gene Ontology annotation, molecular function: odorant binding; olfactory receptor activity. Lineage: Eukaryota; Metazoa; Arthropoda; Insecta; Hymenoptera; Cephidae. Gene Ontology annotation, biological process: sensory perception of smell; detection of chemical stimulus involved in sensory perception of smell.
UCAUUAUUAUACAUUACUUUCAAGUUUUUAUUAACGAAUUAGUUGCUUUUGUUUUCAUCGACCUGGAACUCAAUUCCUGGAUUAUUUAUGGUUUUAUAAUAACGCUGCUUCUUCCUCAGACUAUAAGCAGCUGCCAUCGUUGGAGUUAAUUGCCAAUCGACCCUCGGACCUCCUCCUUGCUUAAUAACUUACGUGAAGCACUCUCCGACUACUGUUGGUGCAGUCUUGUAGUAGAAAACAAGAGCUGCGCAAUUCAAAUCUACGAGAAUGGACUACGAGUACAAUCCUGAAGAAGCUUUUGCUAUAAAUUUCGGAUUUCUUCGAGUGGAUGGUGCAUGGCCAACUGGGAUAACGAAUCCAAUACUAAGAUUUUUGUACAGAAUUUAUGGAUUUUGUGUUCUAUCCAUCUUCACAGUGUUAUACUUUUCAACUGAAAUUAUUUUGAUGACAGUGAUAUGGGGUGAUGUCCAGGCGAUGGUUGAUUGCUCCUUUCUGUUUCUCACGCAUCUCAGCCAUUCGGUGAAGCUAACGAAUUUCUUACUCCGUCAAAAACGUCUAGACAGGAUGAUUUUUCAAUUGAGGGAGCCAAUGUUUGUACCGAAAAGACCUGAACAUAUCGCUAUCAUGAAGGCAGCAGUGCUCAAUGCUGAACGGGAGACCAAGAUGUUCUUAACAAUUACAUUCGGCACGAUCAUCUGUUGGUCCAUAUUACCGUUGCUUAGUCAGAAAGAGGUUAAAGAACUUCCUUUGAUGGGAUGGUUCCCGUUUGAUACAACUCAAAGCCCGGCGUAUGGUUUUACGUAUACUUAUCAAGUGAUAUCGGUCCUUUUAAAUGCUUGCGUAAACGCAAUGAUGGACACGAUGACUUCUGGUCUGCUCAUUCUCAUGGGUGCUCAAUUGGACAUGUUGAAAGAAAAUUUACAAUCUCUGACCGAUGACGCUUCAACUAUGUCACAAGCUGAAAUGAAGUACAUUCAAGCUGUCAAAAUGAAACCAAGGGGUACUAUGUUUAUUGACAUAAGACAAAUUCAAUACGAUGGUAAAACUGAUGGAUCUGUGGAGAAAAUAGUGAAGUCCAAACAUGAAUAUGGGAAACUUGAUUUAAACAGAAAUUUUGAUACUGAUAAUCAAUUCGAGAACGUGAUGAGAUAUGAAGAUAUUCUACAUAUUCGAGUUGUAACGUGCGCUGAACAUUUUAAAGCACUAGUCAAGUAUAUUUAUAACGUGAGAGAUGUAUUUCAAAUUGGUAUCAUGGCUCAGUUUUUAGCCAGUAGUAUUAUUAUAUGUCUGACGUGUUUUAAGUUGAGCUUGGUAUCACCAGCAUCUGUAGAGUUUGCCUCCAUGUUGCAGUAUAUGGCAUGCAUGCUGUUUCAAAUAUUCUGCUACUGUUGGCAUGGAAAUGAAAUUAUAGAAAAGUCCUCCGAACUCCUAUCUGCACCAUACGGAAGUCAGUGGGUAUCAGGUUCGAAGAAGAUUAAACAGUCAAUUCAAAUAAUGAUGUUGCAAAUGAAGACCCCUUUGAAAUUAGUUGUUGGAGGAUUUUUUACGCUUUCCAUUGAUACGUUUUUCGCAAUUAUAAAAUCAGCCUACUCCUUUUACCUGGUUCUGAAGCAGAUGAACGAAUGACUAAUCGCAAAAACAUUAUUGCUGCACUUGGAAGUUCAUCUGUAGUCGACUUGUUAUAUUGUAAUUAGAAGUUACGUUGAAUGGUGAUUAUUCAUCAUGUGUUGUACUUUCAAUUAGUUACGAAAAUUUUGAAAUUAAAAAUACCAAUUCAUUGUCAUUCAGCUGACUAAUAUAUGAUACCAUCUUCAUUUUUUAUAUACCCACAUGGAAUAUUUUUUCAUAUACUGAUCAACUGAACGUGCCAUAAUUAUUUAAGUUCUUUUGCAAUUUUUACCUUUUUUUUCUUCCUUUUAUUUAUAUACUACAUGAAUUAGUUACUGUCAUAAAGAGUGGCUUGUAGUUCCGGUAUCCUGCUCAUCAGUUGUUGGAAAAUAAAUUCAGCAAUCUGAUUGUAAUAAUAUGACCGGAAUAUCAUUGUAUAAGCGUAAUUUAUAGCAGCAGUUGGUUAACUAAAACUUGAAAUUUCUUUUUAGUAUUAUUCAAAUUCUUCAUUAACGUUCAUUAACAAUGUUAUGUAUUGCAGGAAUCGUUGAUUGAAGUUUUGUCAGUUGCAAAUGCCGAAACAAUACAUACAUAUGUCCAGAAGUCAUAUUUUUAAGAUUCCUUAAGGUAGUACAACCGGUACAGUCUCAUCACGUGUGAGUAAAAAUUAAAAAAAGUUAUAUUUGAGAAA